UGAGGGCUCUUUCUUGUCUUCCUAUUGGCCAGUGAGGCUGUGAGGUCACGGCAUGUGGAUUACUACGUAUCCCAUGAUGCUAUCUGCCAGGCCGGGCUACUUCCUGCUGCUGCUCAGCUUCCUGCUCCUCGCCGACGCAGACUCGCCACCAAAGUUCACACGGACCCCAGAGGACCAGACCGGGGUGCAGGGAGGGGUUGCCUCCUUCGUCUGUCAGGCCACUGGAGACCCUCCGCCCAACAUAGUCUGGAACAAGAAGGGCAAGAAGGUCCAGAACCAGAGAUUUGAGGUAAUUGACUAUGAGGAUGGUUCUGGAUCUGUUCUGAGGAUCCAACCACUGAGGACUCCUAGAGAUGAGGCUGUCUAUGAGUGCCACGUCUCCAACCCUGCAGGAGAGAUCACUGCACUCUGCAGACUCAACGUUUUACGGGAGGACCAGCUCCCCUCGGGGUUUCCCACCAUAGACAUGGGUCCCCAGCUGAAGGUGGUGGAACGCUCUAGAACGGCCACCAUGCUGUGUGCUGCUAGCGGCAACCCCGACCCAGAAAUCACCUGGUUUAAAGACUUCCUCCCUGUCAACACCACCAAUAACAACGGGCGAAUCAAACAGCUCCGUUCAGAGUCCUUUGGUGGCACGCCUAUAAGAGGUAAGAGACGAUUGUCUGGGAGGACCGCCACAGAAUCAGGCUGUUUCCCAAAUGGCACUAGUAUUCCCUAUAAUAGUGCACUACUUUUUGACCAGAACCCUAUGAGCCGUGUAUGGGAAAAUAUAGUGCACAGUGUAGAGAAUCAGGUGUCAUUUGAGUCACAUUCAGAAAUAACAGACCUCGUCCCUCUUUUCCAUUUCCACCAUCGUUGUUCUGUCGUUUAACUAUGAAGCUCAAAGUACCCAUCAAUCGCUUCCUUGUCAUUGUGUGAUCUGUUAUAUAACCCUAAACCCCUUCAUGGUCUGCCCUUCUCCCUUCAUCCUAAUUAACCUGUUAUAUAACCCUUCAUGGUCUGUCCUACUCCCUUCAUCCUAAUUAACCUGUUAUA
Molecule: messenger RNA, 1035 nt
Organism: Salmo salar (Atlantic salmon)
Lineage: Eukaryota; Metazoa; Chordata; Actinopteri; Salmoniformes; Salmonidae
Source: RefSeq, a predicted model, not a curated record